AUGAACCAGGAAGCUCUAAACGACAACCCUCUACCACCUGGUUGGACUGAACACUGGGACCACAAACGAAACCUCUCAUACUAUGUUAAUCUCCAGACAAGCCCACCAACUGUAACCUUUGUCCGCCCUGGAAGCAUUGCCCACUCACCAACUUUAUCGCCGGCGCAAUCGCGAUCUCUGCCCUCGACAUCGACGUCGCCUGCUUCGAGCUCCAUGUCUGCGGGCCAAGGAAUCAGAUCGAGGGGUUCCAGUGUUGUAGGAUCGCCACCCACCAGCUAUCCCUCGAGUUUAUCAAGUUCGCCCAUCCAGAUUCCUCCCACCAACGAGUCUCCGUUCAGCCAAGCCCUGCAGGCGCAGGGGCAUCCACAGUCACGGACGUACGCACAACUGCUGUACGCGAGCGCAUUUGCAUCUGCGACGCCGAAGCCUCAAUCCGAAAGCCUAUCACCUUCACCUGUUCAAACUGCGCUACAACCAUCGUGGGCGAAUCCCAAUACAACGCGCGGUCCCUCUCCACGUUCAGAUUCGCGGUCCUCUGGGAGGCCAUUACCUCAGGUCCCCAUCCCUCCUACAAGUUCUGUCUCGACCUCUCCGGAAAACCCUUCUGGGUCAGGGCAACCGGAAGUCGGUCUCUUUCCGCAUGGCGGGCCAAAAUUAAUAAGCGCCCAUACUACGACCACUCCAUCCGCCUCGACGGCCGCGUCUCAUACUACAGCACCCCAGACCGUUGAAGACGUAUUACCUCGGGCAAGGAGUGUAUCUAACGCGGACAACCAAUGGCAACUUCCCUUCCUUCCACCAGCAGGGAGAGCUCGAGGAACGCCCAACAGUCAACGAAAGACUCCGCCUUCACCCACUUAUAAUCAAGCAUCUCAAGUUGUCCGUCCGCCCUCACAACAUAAUCAAGCGAACCUCCUGCAUCAGUUGUCGCUUCUUCAAUCGCAACCAGUGUCCCUCUCUCAAACCGCGCUCUCCUACGAUCGUGAUUCUUUCUAUGUCCCGGACCAGGCGUCUUCUCCGACCGCGUCUUCCCCGGAUCCAGAGUCCUCAACAUCCCCCCAUGUCUCAUCAGCGGUGUCCAAUCAAGCGAGUCGUGAAGGCGAGUCCGUGCCGUUACUCCCUCAGACCACACCCGUCGGCCAGAGUGCCCCCUCCGCCUCUCCGUCGAUUUCACCCAAGCCUCCCCGUAAAGUACUCAAGAAAAAGCCUCAAGGUGCACCCUUCGCCCCUCCCCAAAUCUACAACAUUGCGCAGGCUAUAACUGCCUCCCAGCCCCAGCCGCAACCCGAAGACGAAUUCGAUCCCGCCACAUUAUAUGCCGAAUCGUCCAUACAACAAUGGGCGACCCCCGCCCAGAACCUGCAACUAACCCUUGUCCCAACGAAUCAAUCUCCCUCUCUGGAUCAUGGUCCGGAUUUGGCAACUUCACCACCAGCUUUGGACGAGCCUCCUAGCUACGCAGCGAGCGUUUCUCCGGGAGAGUCGUUUCAAUCAUCCAAUUCGGGGUCUCCACUCGUCGUAAUGAACCCCACUCAGGAAUACGACAUUCGACAGCCGUCAGGCCCGUCACCGCGGCCAAUGGACAAAACUCGAGAUACCAUGAAUCAGAAUGCACCCAAGGUCAACACGAAUUUACCCCCAGUUGCCAGAGCGCAGGGUCCGAAUAAGCUCAGGAAGGCGAAUGCGGCGACUGCCAAAAUAUCUGGCGUCGAUUCUGCGAUAGCUGAGCGUCGAGCUGAAGGAUCUGAAACUACCACUCGAGUCAGUGGGGCCGACUCAGUAACCCUGAAAGGAACGGCAGGGACCGCAAAUCCACCUCCCUCGGAAAGGCAGGUUCAGGCACUACUGCAUAAACCCUCCGGUUCCAAUGAGCGGCGGUCAGAACAUCUUCCUGCUCAGCCCCAUCCAUACGCAGACUCGAGUCACCCUUUAUCAUGGGGUAACAGAGGCGGUCCCGCUACCUUACCAAUCCGAUCCCCCAUGUCCCCACCCCCUAGCUACGACUCACAAACCAAUGGGACCACUCAAAUCUAUGUCAACUCCUUGGAGCAAUUCGCCGCCAUGACCCUCAAUACCCGCCCGCCACGGCAAUGA
Molecule: messenger RNA, 2094 nt
Organism: Coprinopsis cinerea okayama7#130
Lineage: Eukaryota; Fungi; Basidiomycota; Agaricomycetes; Agaricales; Psathyrellaceae
Exons: 4
Coding region: 1-2094 (697 amino acids)
Molecular function (GO): protein binding
Source: RefSeq, a predicted model, not a curated record